This is a messenger RNA of Zea mays, 904 nucleotides long. RefSeq names its product SecE/sec61-gamma subunit of protein translocation complex protein. Lineage: Eukaryota; Viridiplantae; Streptophyta; Magnoliopsida; Poales; Poaceae. The record is from RefSeq and is marked validated.
AUCAGAGUCCCCGGGAGAAGAGAAUGGUUGCUCUGUCGGCAGGAGCGCUGGCUCCGCUCGCAGGUCUGUCUCCGCUGCCGUCGUGCAGCGCGGCUCCGUUGUACUGCCGCAGGAGUCCGCCACUUCUCAAGGUCGCCAUCGCUAAGACGCGGCCAGCUGUUCACCAAUCUGCUCCUGCAAGCUUCCGAAAAUGUGCAGCUAUGUCAGAACAUGGACGUCAGGAACUCCGGACCAAUGAGUACCAGCUGGAUGAUGAUGAUGAGCCGUUUUGGCUGGCAGUGGUCAGAGACCUUGCUGUGGGUUUCAAGGGAUUGGUAGCUUUCUUAGCUGAGCAGCCGAGGCAACUGAAGCACCUGGAGUGGCCGGGCUUUCUACACACGCUGAAGACGGCCACACUUACUCUUGUAUUGGUAGCUAUGUUUAUUGUUGCAUUAUCAACUAUUGAUGCUGCCCUCUGCUACAUGCUGGCCUGGCUACUUCGAAAAUCUGCCUAGAAUAAUGCUGGAAUAUCCAUGUAUUGCUUGAAUAUGAUUUAGCCAGACAGGAUAGUAGCAGGCACUGCAGCUGGAACUCAAGCUCUUGUUGUCGUCGAGGUCAGCAAUGUUAAUCAGACUGGAGGUAGCAGGAAGGUGGAUCUUGCACGGUGUGCCAUUUUAUUUUUGGGAGGAUUGAGAAAAUCAAAACAGCUGCCCUACAAAUAGUGCUGAUGUCAUGUGAUGCAGAUGCUCAUAGUGGCAUUUCAAAGGGUUAAUUAGAUCUGUGCCAUUAUAACUUUGCUGUUUUGGAGGCACACCGUUACAUGUUGAGGUCCAAUUUAACAGAGAAAGAGCACAUCAUGGAUAGGAUCCGAGAACUGUGUGUAGUGAUUUGUAACUUCUCUUUUAUGUUAAGCAGACUUGCUUGU